AUGUCUCCCGCUGUUGCCACUGACACCAUGGCGGACAUACCCACGCUAGCCGACCCCGAGAUCCACGACUUCAAGCCGGUGGACUCGAAUCCCAAGCUUAUACCCGACGAGUCGACCGUGGUGAGCGAUGGCGUGGUCCAGACCGCGACCCCGACCCGCCCGUCGACGCUGGCGCUGUCGCCGAUCUUCUCCGCCAACUCGCUCACGGUCAACCGGCUUGAUCUGUGGAAGUUCAUGAGCUUCGGCGACCCGUUGCACCAAUAUAACCUCACGGACGAGUCGGGCGGCUUCGUCGGCUACGCCAAGGAGAAAGAGAAGAAAAAGCUUGCGCGCGUGUUUAAAGGCGGCGACCGCGGCUACACCAUCCAGGUGUUUGACGCCACCAACACCGUGGUGAUGACGGUGACCAAAGUCGGCAACGGGCUCGUCGACGUCCACGUCACCGACAGCACGGGCCAUCUCACCAAGGUGGGGCGAGCCAAAAAAGUGUGGCAGAUGCUCAAGCGCAACUUUGCCCUUCUGUGCGAAGGCACCCCGUUUGGUCUCAUCACCACCAAAAACACCAGCGACGUGUACCCGGUGAUCAACCCGGAGACGGGGGCGCUCUUGGCUAAGAUCACCGCCGAGCCCACCGACCGCUUUUUCAGCAACGAGGUCACUUACACCGUGCUGUGGGAGCCGACGUUGGCCGAUAUCGCCCGGCGCGCCGUGGUACUCGCGUGCAUGUUGGCCAUCGACUUUGAGUACUACACCAGCAAGGAUUGA
Molecule: messenger RNA, 765 nt
Organism: Diutina rugosa
Lineage: Eukaryota; Fungi; Ascomycota; Pichiomycetes; Serinales; Debaryomycetaceae
Exons: 1
Coding region: 1-765 (254 amino acids)
Biological process (GO): plasma membrane phospholipid scrambling
Cellular component (GO): plasma membrane
Molecular function (GO): phospholipid scramblase activity
Source: RefSeq, a predicted model, not a curated record